Molecule: messenger RNA, 3195 nt
Organism: Sander lucioperca (pikeperch)
Lineage: Eukaryota; Metazoa; Chordata; Actinopteri; Perciformes; Percidae
Gene: tmprss15
Product: transmembrane serine protease 15
Exons: 29
Coding region: 1-3195 (1064 amino acids)
Biological process (GO): proteolysis
Cellular component (GO): membrane
Molecular function (GO): protein binding; serine-type endopeptidase activity
Source: RefSeq, a predicted model, not a curated record
AUGAAGCUCCGUCUCUCGUCUCUGGAGAUUCUCCUGGCCAUCGUGUCGACUCUUCUCCUCGCCUGCUGUAUCGGACUCAUCGUAGUUUCAUGGCUCAGCCUGAAGCCUGAAGGUGCCGUUAAGCCAGGCAUGCGGAGCGGCCGCAUGGUGAUCACACACGGAGCAGUUUACUCUGACGAGCUGAAAAACUCCAGCAGUCUGCAGUUUAAAUCUCUCGCCUUUGACGUCCAAAACCUGGUGUCUGAGGCGUUCGGUCUCAGCGAGCUCCGACUGGACUUCCAGUCCUGCAGGGUUUUACAGUUCAGUCAGGGCAGCGUGGUUGUGACCUUUGACCUCUGGUUCAGUCAGCUGAUUGACGUACAGGAGGUGGAGCGUCAGCUGUGGGCAGGGCUUCAGGAGGCCGGGAACACGGGACUGGUGAUUGACAAAAACAGCAUCCACAUCACAGAGAAACCAGACGAGACGACAGCUGCUCCGACAACCAUCAUACCGACAACCAUCAUACCGACAACCAUCACUCCUACAACAGAGUCUCUGAUCUUUGUUUCUCUGAUCUUUGUGUCUCUGAUCUUUGUGUCUCUGAUCUUUGUGUCUCAGAAGUCUCUGGUCUUUGUGUCUCUGAUCUUUGUGUCUCAGAGGACAUGUCCUCCUCUUCAGACAUCAUGUGCCGAUGGAUCUGUGUGCGUUCGGAUCGAUCAGCUGUGUGACGGUGUCCCCGACUGUCCCGACGCCUCGGACGAAGGCGCUGCUCGCUGUGCGACGGCGUGUGAUGGACAGUUCGUGCUGAGCGGUCCGAGCGGUUUCUUCAAUUCAUCAGACGUCUCGGAGACAUACAACAGCAGCAGCUUCUGUCGCUGGAUCCUCAGGGUGGAGCGAGGACUUUCUGUUCAGAUCAACUUCCUGCGGUUUGAAACAGAAGAAAACAUCGACACUCUGAAACUUUACGAAGGCAUCGGAGCAGACAAACACCUGACAGCUGAGCUCUCAGGCUCCACCCCUCCUGGGACCAUGUGGCUGCUGACGGACCAAUCAACCGUGGAGUUUAUCUCUGAUGACGUCAACAACCUGUCGGGGUUCACCGCCAGCUACAGCGCUGCCAACCUCUCCCAACUCUCCAAUGAACAGAAGCUGACCUGUACCUUUGAGCAGGGCAUGUGUUUCUGGCGGCAGCAGUACGAGGAUGACGGUGACUGGAUUCGAACCCGCGGCUCCACGUUUCCUCCGCUGAGUGGCCCGAGUGGCGACCACACGCUCAACAACAGCUCCGGUUUCUACAUCGUGACUCCUCUGAGUCCUGGCCAAUGGCUGAAGAGCUUCAGGAUGUACAGCCUCCCUCUGACUCCGCCCACUCCGCCUGCCGCCUGCCUCAGCUUUUGGUACCACAUGUUGGGGGAGGAUGUGUACCGUCUGCGAGUGCUGCUGUCCCACCCGGCCGUCACCGUGCUGUUCCAGAGAGACGGUAACUACGGCGACCGCUGGAUCUACGGCCAGGUGACACUGAACCUGACGACAGAGAGCACGGUGGUGUUUGAGGCGCUGAAGAAAGGAGGGAUGAGGAACGACAUCGCUCUGGAUGACAUCACACUGACCUCUGACCCCUGUGGCCCCGCCCCCCCAGAACCAACCAACGUCCCGCCUCCAACCACGCCCCCCCCGCUCCCAGCUGACUGCGGCGGACCCUUCGAUCUCUGGGAGCCAAAUUCCACCUUCAGCUCCCUAAAUUACCCACAAUCCUAUGGGAACGAGGCCAAAUGCCUGUGGACGCUGCACGCCGCCGAGGGGCGGAGCCUACAGCUCCACUUCCUGGACUUUGAUGUUGAAGCGACCUAUGACGUGGUGGAGGUCCGGGACGGGGCGGGGCCACACUCCACCUUACUGGCUGUUCUCACUGGCAGCGACGGCCCCGCCCACGACUUGUUCUCAACAACCAAUCAGAUGUCAGUGUGGUUGUUUACGGAUGGCUCGGGUCACGGCCGAGGAUUCAGAGCCAACUUCACCUCUGGGGUCGGCCUGGGGUCACCGGCUGCGUGUACCGUCGGUCAGUUCCAGUGUCACACAGGCAGUUGUAUCCAUGGUAACGGUCAGUGUGACGGCAAUGCCGACUGUCCCGACGCCUCUGAUGAAGCCGACUGCGUUGUGUUGCCCAGCAACAGUUCCAGUGCUCUACAGUAUAAACUAGUUUCCUCUCUGCUGACCGUGUGUUCUGACACCUGGACGUCUCAGCUGUCUGACUUCACCUGCCAGUACCUGGGAUACAGGUCGGGGGAAACCACUGUGCUGCCGGCUCGGCCACAAGACUCACCAUUUGCAUACUUCAAUAUCACCAACGGAGCGCUGCAGACCAACCUCAGUGAAACGUGCGCCAGUGAGGAAGUGAUUUCUCUGAGCUGUGACAACCAACCCUGCGGAGUUAGAAACAUCACUAAUGCAUCGAGGGAGAUGGACCAAUCAGCAGAGAGGAAACUUGGUGACAUCAGAGUGGUGGGCGGGGCUAAUGCUGAGAAGGGGGCGUGGCCGUGGAUCGUGUCUCUGCAGUGGCGAGGACGUCAAGUGUGUGGAGCGUCUCUGAUUGGCCGAGACUGGCUGCUGACUGCCGCACACUGCGUCUAUGGGAAGAACGUGCACCUGCAGUGGUGGGAGGCGCUGCUGGGCCUCCACGCUCAGAGCGACAGCGGCUCCGCAGACGUCCAGACCCGACGAAUCGAUCGCAUCGUCAUCCACCCACAGUACAACAGACAGACCAAACAGGCCGAUAUCGCCAUGAUGCAUCUGCAGCAGCCAAUCAGCUUCACCCAGCUGAUCCAGCCGGUGUGUUUACCGGCCGACGGCCAGGACUUCACCGCUGGAACCAGAUGUUGGAUCGCUGGCUGGGGACGCACUGCAGAGCAGGGGCCCCUCCCUGACUGGCUGCAGCAGGUGGAGCUUCCCCUGCUGUCCCAGACUGAGUGUGAGGACCAGCUCCCAGAGUACUCCAUCACCUCCAGCAUGGUCUGUGCCGGCCGCCCCGAGGGGGGGGUCGACGCCUGUCAGGGCGACUCUGGAGGUCCACUGAUGCUACUGGACGAUGGAUACUGGACUCUGAUUGGUGUGACCUCCUUUGGUAAAGGUUGUGGUCGUCCCCAGAAACCCGGCGUCUACGCCCGAGUCUCAGCCUUCACCUUCUGGAUCGCCCAGACCAGACGCACUACCCCCUAA